CUUCAGAGCUGAGGCUGAACGUUUGCCUGGGAGUCAACCCUGCAGAAGUCAAGACAAGUCUGUGUUCACCAUGAAAUAUAAUCACACUGAGCUUGUCAGAAGUUUCUGAACACGGCAGAGACACAUCAGACUGGCAUGGCUGCAGCAUACUAUCUCCCAGCUGAGGAUCAGUUCCUGUGCUCCAUCUGUCUGGAUGUCUUCACUGAUCCUGUCACCGUACCAUGUGGACACAACUUCUGCAAAAACUGCAUCACUCAACACUGGAACACCAAAGACCAGUACCUGUGUCCACUGUGUAAGGAGGUUUUUACCACAAGAUCAGAGCUGUGCGUCAACACGUUGCUCUCUGGGAUGGUUGAACAACUCAGACGGUCAGCUCAACUGGAGGCUAGCAGCUCAGAGCAACCAGAGUCCAAACCAGGAGAAGUCCUCUGUGACGCCUGCGCUGGAACCAAACUAACAGCCCUCAAGUCCUGCUUGGACUGCCUGGUCUCCUACUGUCAGACUCACCUGGAGCCUCACCUGACAGCUCCACGGCUGAAAAGACACCAGCUGAUCCACCCCGUGGAGAACCUGGAGGACAGGAUGUGUUCAAAGCACGAUAAACCUCUGGAGCUGUUCUGUCAGACCGAUCAGACCUGCAUCUGCGUGCUCUGCUCCGUUUUAGACCACCUGACGCACAAGUUUGUUCCCCUGAAGGAGGAAUAUGAAGGAAAGAAGGCAGAGCUGGAGGAGAAAGAGGCUGAAAUCCAGCAGAUGAUCCAGAAAAGACGCCUGAAGAUUCAGGAGAUCAAAGACUCGGUCCACCUCAGUAAGGAGGAUGCAGACAGGGAGAUCACAGAAGGUGUUCGAGUCUUCACCGCUCUCAAGGAGUCUGCUGAGAGAGGCCAGGCCCAGCUCAUCAACACCAUCCAGAACAAACACAAGACUACAGAGAAACAGGCCCAGGCUUUCAUCCAAGAGCUGGAGCAGGAAAUCUGUCAGCUGAUGAAGACAAGUGCUGAGGUGGAGCAGCUCUCACGCUCCAAAGACCACCUCCAUCUGAUCCAGGGAGUCCAUUCCCUGAACAUCAACAACACUUCAUCUAACAUCCAACAUACAGCACUUACAAAGAAAAAGAGGGACAUCACAGUCUUCCCACCUUUAUACAAGCUGAGCCUUGUGAGAGCUUUAGCUCCUCUGGAGAAGACUCUCAGUAAAACGAUAAAGGAGCUGGUUCAAGCUGAGCUGGAGAGAGUCCAGCAGUAUGAGGUGAAUGUGACUCUGGAUCCUGAUUCGGCACAUCCUCAACUCAUCCUGUCUGAAGAUGGGAAACAGGUCCACCACGGUGAUGUGAGGGAGAAUCUCCCAAACAACCCAGAGAGAUUCUCUGACUGUACUUGUGUUUUAGGAAAGCAGAGUUUCUCUUCAGGCAGAUUUUACUACGAGGUUAAGGUUGAAGGAAAGACUGAAUGGGAUUUAGGAGUAGCCAGAGAGUCCAUCAACAGGAAAGGACCGAUCUCACUCAGUCCUGAGGAGGGUUACUGGACCAUCUGGCUGAGAAGUGGAAAGGAGUAUGAAGCUCUUGAUGGCGACCGAGUUACCCUCCCUCUGAAGACUCGUCCUGAGAAGGUGGGGGUGUUUGUGGAUUAUGAGGAGGGUCUGGUCUCCUUUUAUGAUGUAGAUGCUCCAGCUCUGAUCUACUCCUUCAUUGACUGCUCCUUCAAUGAGAAACUCUUCCCUUACUUCUGUCCCUGUGUUAAUGACGAAAGUACAAACUCUGCACCUCUGAUCAUCUCUCCUGUCAAAAACAGAGACUAGACUGGCCAAACGGAUAACUUUGAUGGUGUGGAUUGUUCCCUCCAAGUAUCCCAGGGUCUCACAGGUGAAGGUAAAAGGUAGACAGGCAGAUCGGUGCAGUGUCAGUAUUACGGUGUUAUGCCAGGCUGUGUUAGUGAAGAGGGAGCUUACCUGGAUGGCAAAAUGUUAAAUUUAGAGGUUAAUCUACACCCCAACCUCACCAAUGGUCAUGAAUUCUGGGUAAUAACCAAAAGAAUGAGAUCACAAAUACAAGCAGCCACAGUGAAUUUCCUCUGGAGUGUGUUUCAGCUGAGCCUUGGAGAUAGGGUAAGGAGUUCAGACAUCUGUAGGGAACCAGGAACCUUUGCAUCAAAGGAUCCAGCUGAGGUGGUUCAGGCAUUUAAUCAUUUAAUCCUGGUCGCCUCUCUUUGGAGGUCUUUUGGGAACGUCAUACUGGGGGAAAAGUACAGGGAAGACACAGAAAUGUGGCGCAUUAACACCUUUAAUCGAACUCUGGUCCGUUUUCCCGGAUAGUCCGGUUCGUUGGGAGUGGUGUGAAAGCUCACACUAACUCUGCUGCGGACCAAACAAGCGGACUCUGGUCCGCUUCCAAACACACUCUGGUGAAAGCAAAGUGGACCAACUCAUGAACCAAAGGCAGGAAGUGGCAUAAAGCGUAAUGAUACAAGAAUAUGUGAUUUAAUACACUCAAAAACAUGUUGCUACCUCGCUCAGCUGUGUAACCAUAGCAACACGUCAUAGUCGGUGCUGAUUUAUUCAUCUCGUGUAAAGAACGACAUGCUGGACAGCUCACCGCCUCACUGGCUGCUCGUAACGCCCCAGUGCGAGGGCAGGAACUCCAAAACAGCAUGAAUUCAGUGUUUUUUCAUUAUGUGGAAGAAAAGACCAGCGGAAGGAGCUGGAUUUCCAGUUUCGUCUUCUUCUACGUCUAUAUAGAGUAAAUGUCCUCAAAUCUUUUAUAUUUCAUGGUACAUCAGCUUGUAUGUCUUAAAGACAAGGUUCUUGUGGAGGAAGACUGAUCCUCAUGUCAGCUAUAACCCUCUGGUAUCCCAACAAAUUACUGCCUCAUUUUCCUCCUAGUGUGCAUAAAUGCACAGGGGUUAUCACUGUAAAUAAAAAAGUUUUAUUAGUGUUUUUUUUUCCUUGUUUCAUGAACUUGUGCCAUUUACAAAAAUACCAAAUACUCAAUAAUUGUCAUAUCUUUUAACUCUUUAAUUGCCAUGUUUGAAAUGUAAACAAACAACAUUCUUUGAUAAAACAAACACAAAUUGAUUUUUAUGAAGAUACUACACUGAAAGUGAAAAACUUAUUUAUGGAUGACUGCAGCCUGACAUAUGUCAUUGAUUAGUAGCAACAUCAGUUAAAAUGCAUUAUUAGUUUUUUGUGAGGUCAGUUAUUCUAAAAUACUCAUGUUUUUCACCCCUCUGCACAAAAAAUGCACACCUUUACAUCAUGUUAUAAGUAUCAUACAUUUCAAAAUUGUUUUACUGUUAUUGAAUUAUAUUUUUCUCAUUUAAGGUCACCCUUAAUCAUAAAUGUCAAAUACUCAUUCAUUUUAA
Molecule: messenger RNA, 3359 nt
Organism: Cheilinus undulatus (humphead wrasse)
Lineage: Eukaryota; Metazoa; Chordata; Actinopteri; Labriformes; Labridae
Product: E3 ubiquitin-protein ligase TRIM21-like
Exons: 2
Coding region: 136-1800 (554 amino acids)
Molecular function (GO): zinc ion binding; protein binding
Source: RefSeq, a predicted model, not a curated record